Aureobasidium pullulans EXF-150 is the source of this 499-nucleotide messenger RNA. RefSeq lists its product as uncharacterized. The record is from RefSeq and is a predicted model, not a curated record. Bases 244 to 432 code for a protein of 62 amino acids. Lineage: Eukaryota; Fungi; Ascomycota; Dothideomycetes; Dothideales; Saccotheciaceae. The transcript has a single exon.
GUGAGCUAUAUAGAUGUGUGGCGACAGCAUCGAUGGUACGCGUAGAUUAGGAGAUAGCCACCGAUCUAGGUGGCGAGUCUGCCUUGCAGUAGGGAAGCUCAUGCGGUAAAGGUAUGGUGUGAGCGCGUCUCGUCGCGCACGCAACACUGAAGCACACAUUCCCCAAAAGGUCGAGGUAUGAAGCCUUCGGAGCAACACCCUUGCGGCAGGGACAGCCACAUGAACACGAAAUAAGCUUGAAAGAUGAAACACUUGUUUAGGUCCUUGAUUAAUAGCCAGAUGAGGGUGUUGCGAGAAGUUGAAGAAAUGAAACAGAUCAAGGCACAAGCUAAGAUGACCAGAAACCAAGCAGCGGAAGGAGAGCAAGAGAAGCAAGAGUUGACGAGUACAAAUCACCUACCAAUUUUAGCUGUCAUCGUCUUCCCAAAGUAGACAGCGGUCUAAGAAUAAAUCGUGAUGAUAAAAAGCAAGUGUUUCAGUCGUAUCGAGAGAGUGUUCA